Molecule: messenger RNA, 1470 nt
Organism: Uloborus diversus
Lineage: Eukaryota; Metazoa; Arthropoda; Arachnida; Araneae; Uloboridae
Product: zinc finger protein 271-like
Exons: 3
Coding region: 1-1377 (458 amino acids)
Cellular component (GO): nucleus
Source: RefSeq, a predicted model, not a curated record
AUGCCAGACUUUGAUGCUCCCUACACCGAAAUUCGCCAUUGUUUGGGCGUUCAUCUCAGGAAUUAUGCCAAAUGUUCAAAAGUAUUUGCCAGGGCUUCAAAUUUAGAGACACACCUGAGAACCCAUUCUGGCGAGAAGCCAUUUGCCUGUGAACUUUGUUGGAAGAAAUUUUCCAGUGCUUCAAAUUUAAAGAAACACCUGAGUUCUCAUACUGGCGAGAAGCCAUUUGCCUGUAAACAUUGCACAAAGCAAUUUCUCACCCCUUCCUAUUUAAAGGUACAUCUGAGGAUCCACACUGGCGAGAAACCUUAUUCCUGUGAUCAUUGUUCUAAAGCAUUUUCAAACGUUUCACAAUUAAAUCAACAUCUGAGAAUCCAUACUGGCGAGAAACCUCAUUCCUGUGAUCAUUGUUCUAAAGCAUUUUCCAACAUUUCACAUUUAAAUCGACAUCUGAGGACCCAUACUGGAGAGAAACCGUACUCCUGUCAACAGUGUUCAAAAGAAUUUUCCGACGCUUCAAAUUUAAAGGUACAUCUGAGGAUCCACACUGGCGAGAAACCGUAUUCUUGUGAGCAGUGUUCAAAAGCAUUUCCCAGCGCUUCACAUUUACGGAAACAUCUGAGGAUCCACACUGGUGAGAAACCGUAUUCCUGUGACCAUUGUUCAAAAGUAUAUUCCGACGCUUCAAACUUAAAGGCACAUCUGAGGAUCCAUACUGGCGAGAAACCGUAUUCCUGUGAGCAGUGUCCAAAAGCUUUUUCCAAAAUUUCACACUUAAACUUACAUCUGAGGAUCCAUACUGGUGAGAAACCUUAUUCCUGUGAUCAUUGUUCUAAAGCAUUUUCCAACAUUUCACAAUUAAAUCGACAUCUGAGGACCCAUACUGGCGAGAAACCUCAUUCCUGUGAUCAUUGUUCUAAAGCAUUUUCCAACAUUUCACAAUUAAAUCGACAUCUGAGGACCCAUACUGGCGAGAAACCGUACUCCUGUCAACAGUGUUCAAAAGAAUUUUCCGACGCUUCAAAUUUAAAGGUACAUCUGAGGAUCCAUAGUGGAGAGAGACCAAUUACCUGUGUUCAUUGUUCAAAAACAUUUUUUUUCGCCUCUGAAAUAAGGAGACAUCUGAGAACCCAUACUGGAGAGAAACCGUAUUCUUGUGAGCUUUGCUUAAAGGGAUUUUUUGGAUCUGGAAACUUAAAAAGACACAUGAGAACCCACACAGGCGAAAAACCAUUUUCCUGUAAUACACAUCUGAGAACCCAUACUGGCGAGAAACCGUAUUCCUGUGAGCAGUGCUCAAAAGCCUUUUCCAACGCUUCACAUUUAAAGAAACAUCUGAGGAUCCAUACUCGUAAGAAACCGUAUUCAUGUGAGUAGUGUUCAAAAGCCUUUACCUACGCUUCACAUUUAAGGAAACAUCUGAGGAUCCAUACUCGUGAGAAACCGUAUUCCUGUGAGUAGUGUUCAAAA